AUGGCUACAGCUGCUUCAACUGUGCAGGAUUUGCAGACUGAAGCCCAAAUGCUGGAGGAGUCCCCAAUCCGGAGGGAGUUGUCUCUUGGGGAAGGGCUGGAGAAGCAUCCUCUGGAGAACAGGUGGGCCUUAUGGUUCUUCAAGAACGACAGGAACAGGGCUUGGCAGGACAACCUUCACCUGGUCACCAAGUUUGAUACUGUGGAGGACUUCUGGGCGCUCUACAGCCACAUCCAACUGGCCAGCAAACUGUCUUCGGGCUGUGAUUAUGCCCUGUUCAAGGAUGGCAUUGAACCUAUGUGGGAAGAUAACAGGAACAAGCAUGGUGGCCGCUGGCUGGUCAGCCUGGCCAAGCAACAGCGUCAAAACAACCUUGACCGGCUCUGGCUAGAGACACUUCUUUGUCUGGUUGGAGAGGCCUUUGAGGAGUACAGUGCGGAGGUGUGUGGGGCUGUGGUCAAUGUGCGCACCAAGGGGGACAAGAUAGCCAUCUGGACCGGUGAGGCUGAGAACCAGCCAGCUGUCACCUUUAUUGGACGGGUCUUCAAGGAGAGGCUGGGGCUCUCACCGAAGGUUGUCAUUGGCUACCAGGCCCAUGCAGACACAGCCACCAAGAGCAACUCUUUGGCCAAGAACAGAUUUGUGGUGUGA
Molecule: messenger RNA, 651 nt
Organism: Trichosurus vulpecula (common brushtail)
Lineage: Eukaryota; Metazoa; Chordata; Mammalia; Diprotodontia; Phalangeridae
Gene: EIF4E1B
Product: eukaryotic translation initiation factor 4E family member 1B
Exons: 7
Coding region: 1-651 (216 amino acids)
Biological process (GO): translational initiation
Cellular component (GO): eukaryotic translation initiation factor 4F complex; cytoplasm
Molecular function (GO): RNA 7-methylguanosine cap binding; translation initiation factor activity
Source: RefSeq, a predicted model, not a curated record